This is a messenger RNA of Adineta steineri, 948 nucleotides long. Lineage: Eukaryota; Metazoa; Rotifera; Eurotatoria; Adinetida; Adinetidae. The record is from the annotation of a GenBank genome assembly.
AUGAGUGCACAAACUGAAAUUCAGAUAAUUCAAGGACAACUUCUUCGUUAUAUACCUUUAACAACAAUCAUAAUUGGUACAGUUGGAAAUAUUCUUAAUUGUUUAAUAUUUACACGUCGAAAACUUAGUCGCAAUUCUUGUUCGAUCUAUUUUCUUGCAUCAAGUAUUGCAAAUUUCUUUGCAAUAUAUUUUGGCUAUCCACCACGUUUAUUAGGUACAUUUAAUAUUCAACCUCCAGCAUCUCAAUUGGAUUUAUAUUGUAAAAUAAAAACAUUUUUAACUUAUAUUGGAUUAGCUUCUUCAGCAUGGUUUAUAGUUGGUGCAUGUGCUGAUCGUUAUGCAUCAAGUGCUGCAACUGUUCGUAUAAGAUCAUUUAGUCAAGUGAAAGUAGCUCGUCGUGUUGUUUUAAUCAUAUCAAUUCUUGUUUUUCUUGAUUACUUUCAAAUGAAUUUCUGUUUUUAUGGAGCCAUUCAAGCAGCUAAUUGUUCUACAGUAUCAAGAUUUUGUAGUGUGUGGAACGACUAUAAUUUACUUAUAACUUUUAGUUUAUUACCACCAAUAUUAAUGUUCAUAUUUGGUUGGUUGACAAUUCGAAAUGUUCGUACUACUGGACAUUUACGAAGAGAAACAAAUGUUAAAGAUCGACAACUAACUGCAAUGCUUUUUAUUCAAGUUAUUAGUACUGCUAUACUUACAUUACCAAUAUCAAUUCAAAAACUUUAUUCAGAAAUCACAUUAAAUCAAGUGAAAAGUCAACAAUCGAAAUUAAUCGAAAGUUUCUUUGCUACUUUUGUUGUUUUAUUAGCAUUAAUGAAUACAUCAACAUCAUUUUAUUUAUUUACAUUGACUGGAAAAAUCUUUCGAAAAGAAUUAAAAAAUUUAAUUUGUUCAAGACAAAGACAAGCUACGAUUGAACCAACAAUAGCAACGACGAACGCUAAAAAAUAA